GAUAUUUUUAAUAAAGUAGUGUAUGCAGAGGAAAAGUCUAAUGAGUAAGAAUUCUUAAAAAUUCUAUUUUAAUAAACUUCAGCCUUGUUCUAGAAUAAAACUCCUAUAAUCUCUACUAGAGACCCAUCUUAGGAAAAAAAAUGCCAACAUCAAAUUCUCUUACAUUGUUAUAAAGCUCUAUCCUAUCUAUUAAAGUAAAGCCAACACCUUAAUCUAUUUAUAAAUUAUGAUGGCAUCAAGUACAGUUAAAAUAUCAAGUUUGCCAUCUGAAAAUAAAUCAAAGUCUAUCAAACUAAAUUUAUAUUUGAAAGGAUCAUCAACUUUCGAUAGUGUUCCGAUAUCACUCACUGCCAAUUAAUGA
Molecule: messenger RNA, 361 nt
Organism: Paramecium octaurelia
Lineage: Eukaryota; Ciliophora; Oligohymenophorea; Peniculida; Parameciidae
Source: the annotation of a GenBank genome assembly